CGGGUUCCCCGCCGUCAUUGGCUCGCUGCGGUUUCCUUGGGGACGUGGCGCCGCCGGCUGCCCGGGCCCUUCUUCCGGCUGGACUGGGAGCCACCUGGUGCGGGUGGACCGGGCCGAGCCGUGUGGAGGGACGAGCGGGCCUCGGGAUCCCGCUGCAGCCUUAGGAGAUGCCUGGGACAAGGAGGCCACCCUCUCAUGGCAAAAGGAAAAGGAGGUGACAGACGGUGAGACUACAGAAGGGAACUCAUGGCUAGGAUCAGUUUUUCUUACCUCUGCCCAGCCCCCUGGUAUUUCACUGUGCCCACAGUGAGCCCAUUUCUCCGUCAGCGAGUGGCGUUCCUGGGACUAGUCUUCAUAUCCUGUCUCCUUUUACUUAUGUUAAUCAUGGACUUUCGACAUUGGGGUGCUUUCUUACCAAGAGAUAGACAAUAUGAAAGGUAUUUGGCUCGGGUAGGAGACCUUGAAGCCACUAACACUGAAGACCCAAAUCUGAAUUAUGGACUUGUGGUGGACUGCGGUAGCAGUGGCUCCCGGAUUUUUGUUUACUUCUGGCCGAGACAUAAUGGGAACCCUCACGACUUACUGGACAUCAAACAGAUGAGAGACCGCAACAGCCAGCCCGUGGUUAAAAAAAUCAAGCCAGGAAUCUCAGCAAUGGCAGAUACUCCAGAACAUGCCAGUGAUUACCUUCGACCUCUUCUGAGCUUUGCUGCUGCUCAUGUGCCUGUAAAGAAGCACAGGGAGACCCCCCUUUACAUCCUCUGCACAGCAGGCAUGAGGCUUCUCCCUGAGAGGCAGCAGUUGGCUAUCUUGGCUGACUUAGUGAAAGAUUUGCCGCUGGAGUUUGACUUCCUCUUUUCACAGUCUCAGGCCGAAGUGAUCUCUGGGAAGCAGGAAGGAGUUUAUGCUUGGAUUGGAAUCAACUUUGUUUUGGGAAGAUUUGAUCAUGAAGAUGAAUCAGAUGCCGAGGCUUCCCUGGAAUCGGUAGCAGGACGCAGAAGGACUGUGGGGAUACUGGAUAUGGGAGGAGCCUCUCUCCAAAUUGCUUAUGAAGUUCCUACCUCAACCUCUGUCCUUCCUCCAAAACAGGAAGAAGCUGCCAAGAUCCUGCUGGCAGAGUUCAACCUGGGCUGUGAUGUGCAGCACACUGAGCACGUGUACAGGGUUUAUGUCACCACCUUUCUGGGUUUUGGAGGCAACUUUGCUCGGCAGCGCUAUGAAGACCUUGUGCUGAAUGAAACACUUAAUAAAAACAGAUUGCUGGGCCAGAAGACAGGCCUCAGUCCUGACAAUCCAUUUCUGGAUCCCUGCCUGCCUGUGGGACUCACAGAUGUGGUGGAGAGGAAUAAUCAGGUCCUGCAUGUCCGAGGAAAGGGAGACUGGGCUACUUGUGGGGCAAUGCUGAGCCCCCUGCUGGCUCGCUCCAACACUAGCCAGGCCUCAUUGAACGGCAUUUACCAGUCACCAAUUGACUUCAACAACAGCGAGUUCUACGGCUUCUCUGAGUUUUUUUAUUGUACAGAGGACGUGUUGCGCAUUGGUGGUCACUACCAUGGGCCAACAUUUGCCAAGGCUGCUCAGGAUUACUGUGGCAUGGCCUGGUCCGUCCUAACUCAGAGAUUCAAGAAUGGCCUCUUUUCUUCACAUGCAGAUGAACACCGUCUCAAAUAUCAGUGUUUUAAGUCAGCUUGGAUGUAUCAAGUCCUACAUGAAGGAUUCCACUUUCCCUAUGACUACCCAAACCUGCAGACAGCCCAGCUGGUAUAUGAUCGAGAGGUACAGUGGACGCUGGGAGCGAUUCUGUAUAAAACCCGAUUCUUGCCACUCAGGGAUCUUCGGCAGGAAGGUGUCCGACAAGCCCAUGGCAGCUGGUUCCGUCUCUCCUUUGUCUACAACCACUGUCUCUUCUUUGCCUGUAUCUUGGUGGUGCUACUGGCCAUCAUCUUGUACCUUUUGCGAAUCCGCAGAAUUCACCACCGACAAACCCGAGCCUCAGUUCCACUGGACCUGCUGUGGAUCGAACAGGUGGUGCCGAUGAUUGGGGUACAAGUGGGGCCAUGAGGCUGGACCAGAAUUGGAGAAACUCCAGUACUCUAGAGUUGCUGCUUACCGACUUCCUCCACUUUCUUGUACUAGCCUCAGAUACUGCUUUGGCCUAGGAAUUUCUACCUUAAUUUCCACUUAAUUCCUUUUUAGUACCCAGGACCUGUCUCAGAGAAGCUGUAUUUAGUCUUUGAGGAACUAAAUGGUGAGUGGCUGGUGCUAACAUAGGGGACCAAGCUUAGCUCAACUAAAGCAAGCUUCUCCUUUAGCUCUGAAGUCUGGUGUGUUCCUGGGGUCCAGCUUAUAGCCCUUGCUGAAGCAAAUUUGAGAUCAGGUGACUGGAAGCCUGGUUGAAACCAACCUGGAGCAUCUGAUACAAAGCCAGAGACAUUCCAGCCCUUUCUUUCUCUGUAACAGAGAUCUCAUUUAUGUGGAGAUCCACAACCUUUAAUAGGGAUCCAAGAUCUCUGAGGUUUAGUGGACCAGAAUUUCAAGACAACCAAAACAAUACAACUUCUUUGCUUACUUGACAAGCCAUCAUGUGUGAUCCAAGAUCCCUGACAUUGUUGAUGUUGUUAUAUAAAUCUAGAGCCCCUUCUAAAUGGAUGGUCCAUUGAAGAUUUGACAAUAUUUUAUCUGAUACCUGGUCUGACCAAUAUAGAAAUUUUUUCCAUGUCUGUGUGCCUCAUAGGCUGCUUGGACAUUAAUGUUGCUUCCUGAACCUUAAGUGCUUAUAGAAUGGGAAACUGAUGGGGAUUGGAGACCUGGGUUUGUCUGUUUGCAGGUCAUUGUCCCAUAGGCAUAUUUUUAUAUAUCAGAAGACAAGGAGUUCCCUCAUUUCACUGCUAAGAUCUUAGGUAUUUCGGGAAGGGAUAUAUUUAGGUUGUUUUUUUUUUUAAAAAAAGUGGAAGAAUAGUAUCAGGAUUGUAGACAAAGGCAAUAAAAUAAGUUAUGCAAUGUUUGAAAGACAUCAAAUUCUAAACUUUGGAACAGCUAGAGAUAAAUCAGCCACGAAGCCACCUGGCAACUUUUAGAACAUCUGUUUAGAGACCCAGUCACAAACAGCACUUUCAUUAAUGAAGAGAGGAAAAGCCAUAUUCAUAUAUUUUUCAGCCUCUGCCUUUCAGAAAUUUCACUUAUAUUCUACAGUCAGCCUUUCAGUUGCAUGAAGAUUCCUUGUUCAACUCCUCUGUCCCAUAGUCUUCUGUUUAUUUUCGGUAUCUGGCCACAAGUGGCCUGCUGCGAUUAUGUCCCCAGGGUUGAAGUAGCUUUCUUUAUUCUUUUUGGGAGUAGAUAGGUCUCAUGAGCCCAAGCUGGCCUCCAACUUAUGUAGCCAAGACUGGCCUUAUACCCCUGAUCCUUCUGCCUCCAUCUCUGAGUUGAUUUAAAGGUGUGCACCAGCAUGCCUGGCUCACUUUAUUUUCACCAAAGCCUUUGAUUCUAGGAUUAGAAUAGAGGGAAAAAAGUCUCUCUGACUUUUAAGGAAUAAAAAUGAAUUUUUCAUAAAUUCCAUACUGGGAACAGAAAUUAUGUGUAAAAUAAUUAAGAUGGUCCUAGAAAUAAAUUUGAGACAAAGAUAAGUAUAUUGACUCUGAGUUGGGUGAAGGGAUGCCAAGUCCUGAAUUUUCUUUUUUUUUUUUUUUUGAGGCAGUCUCACUAUGUAGCCCAGGCUGGCCUGGUAUUCAGUGAUCUGCUUUAGCCUUCCAAGUGCUGGGAUUACUGUGCAUAUUAUAUGUUUCAUUUGGAAAGAUCUCCAAUUUUUCAUUAAGACUAUGCCAUUGCAUUUUCUUUUAAACUCUUGGUUUAAGACUUCUCAGUUGUCUUGAUUUUAAUUCUUUGUAUGUCUUGUAGUAAGCCUUUGCUUUAUGAGUGCUGCCUAAAAAUGACAAAAACUAUGUUUUUGCUAGCCAUUUGCUGACUCAGGUAACUUUUUAUUUUACCUUGGUUUCCAGAUACUACUUUGAAUGUUCUUUGGAGAUCUAGUCAAGUUACUGAUUGUUUAGCAGUGAUCACGCUCAUAUGCCCAAACUGAAGCUGAAGUUGGAGGCAGAGACUAGUACAACCUUAAAGCACUUAUUAGUGAAAUUAUUCUUCAUCCCGAUUUUAAGAAUAGCUGCAUAUUGUCAGGCCUUUACAUAUCAGAUACUCUUGUUAGGAAUUGUAUUAUAUGUAUAUUUAAUUAUGACCGCAGCCUUUCAGAAUGAUAUUCCUACAUUCUUUUUAUAGUUGAAAAAUCUCAGGAUAUCUACCUUUAUAAUUUUUCAAAAUAAAUUUAUUUUAAUUAGUAUUUGAGUUUUAUGUAUCUUGUUUAUUAUUUUAAUAUUAUGGGAUCGAGACUAUAUUACUGUAAGAAUUCCCAAAGUUCCAAAGUUUAAAAAUAAGAAGGAAAAAUUGUGUUACAUCUUUCAGAAGAAUGAGUAUAUUGCUCAUGAUAUUGGUUCCUGAACUCUCCCAUUGCUUCCAAUUAGUAGACUUUAAAUGAAGUCUCAUUACCCAGGUUCUCACUGCAUCUAUUUCCCUUUCUUCUAAUACUUUGGAUUUCACUUUUAAGCAGUUUAAUUGCCAGGUUUCUUAACCACAGCAUCCAAACAGCGGUGAUGAUUACAGUCUCAGUGAAGGUAAAAGGCUUAGUUGAGCUAUCUACCUCACUAUAAACUUAAGUACUUUUAUGCAGUUUCCAGUCUGGUAUUGGGUGUGACUUCAUUUGAGAGUAGGAAUUAAGGUGUCUGUAGCAAUGGCUGUUUCAGAUAUUCCAAAUCAGUCUCUUAGUCUCUCUAUGCUAGUCUCAGACUCUUGCCAUAAAGACAAUAUUGCCAAACUUGUGAAGAUUUUGUUGGUGUUAUAAAAAUGAUUGUUUAAAAAUGGCUCCUUUGACUAACUUUUUUGUAAAUAAUGAAUGCAUCUGUGAUCACAUACUUCUAGGUAAUGUUCUGUAUUCCGUAUAGCUAUGUUCUUGGCCUUCCUUCUCCUAACUCAGAUCAGAUCUAAAAUGAAGUGCUGUAGUACCUUGUUUGGGUUCCUGUUGACCGUGUGGUUUAUGCUUCUGUAGGUGGCUUGUUAAAUUUCCAUUUUAAGCCUGCUUUGCCUACUUCAUCUUGUUUUAUAUCCCACUAAGCAGUCUUUGUAGUAUUUGACAUUUCCCUUUUGCCUUAGUAUCUCAUCAUUUUCCUUUGUUAAACAAUUUUUAGAGGAACAGAGGAAGAGUCACUUGACAAUUUUGUUUUCUGGAAAUUUAAGCAAUAGAGAGCCUUUUAAAUUGUAAAAUGGAAUUACUGCUCAUACUAUAAGGGCUUUCAUUUUUCAAAUAUAAUCAAAUCAUUACUUCCAUUUUUCUAAAAACCAAAGUUAAAAAAUGUUCUAAGCCGGGUGUGGUGGCGCACGCCUUUAAUCUCAGCACUCUGGAGGCAGAGGCAGGCGGAUCUCUAUCAGUUCAAGGCCAGCCUGUUCUACAUAGUUCCAGGACAGCUGGGGCUACAGGGAGACCCUGUCUCAAAAAAGACUGAAAAAAAAAAAAAAAAGUUCUAAAUUAUAGGAUAUUUAUAGUCAUGCAUGUAUGUCAGACAUGCAUGAAGAUACAUCUUCUCCCGAGCCUCCCCAUAAGGUAGGGCAGCUGCUGACAGACCCUCCAGAAGCUUGCUAUUCAUUUUCCCCUGCUGUGUUAGCUUUCCAUUUACUGUAACAAAAUACCUGAGAUAAUUUAUGAGAAAGUUUAUUUUGACUCACUGCUUUAAAGGUUCCAGUCAGUGGUCAGGUGGCCUCUUGGCUUUGAGCUUGUGGGAGGUAGCAGGUACAUUAUGGCAGCAGGGCCCAGCAAAUCAAAACUACUCAGCCCAUGGCCAGGAGCCAAGAAAGGAUGGGACUCAAAUGCCCGUCAAUGACUUAAUGACCUUCUGUGAAUCUACAGCCACUAGGGUCUCACCCACCUCCCAAUAAUGUCACCCUGGGGACCAAGCCUUUGUAACACAGGCCCUUUAGGAGUAUUCCAGAUCAAUCCUGUAAUGCCAUUUGAAGACAAUCCUGUGAAUUCCCUUAGCACGCUAAUCACCAUAGUGACUUGCCAUAGUGGAUGCAUAUCUCAGUAUAGGUUAAAGAGAAAAAUGUGAGCCAGCAAAGAAGCUCAGCAUUUUAAAGCACUUGCCACACAAGCCUGGCAACCUGAGUUCACGCCCCAGAACCCAUCUAAAUAGAGAAAAUACUCUCUUUGCAGUUGUCCUCUGACUCCAUGUGAGUAUACAGUGCAUACUCCCCGUCAUACACAGGCACACACAAUAGUACAUUUUAAGAUGUUUUUAAACAUUAGAUGGUGUUGUGAGGAUUAUGUCCUAAUUUCCAUGAGCUGUUGAAAGAGAAAAGAGAAAAUUCUGGGUUAAGUAAUUAAAAAUACGUUUUAAUUUCCUUUAUAGUUAAAAAAAUUAACAGAACUGUUGACUGUUGAAAGUAUUAAAGGAAAUUCAUUCAGUCCUCUAAGUGUGCAGUGGCUUUUCCUGGGACAUAAAUCAGUAAUUGUCUAUUUGCCUUGAUUCAUGCUUUCCUGAUUCAGUGUUUGGCAGGUUUGGUGACACUGUGAAUUACACACAUACAAGAAUAAUUAAGAUGAUCUCUGUUCACCAGGAGCUCAUAGACAGCAUAAUGCAGUGAUAUAGCUAAAUGCCAGAUCUGUUCUCCAAGCUUGUUCAACUGUAAUUAAAAAAUAAAGUAAAACAUCUGAAUCUUGAA
Molecule: messenger RNA, 6759 nt
Organism: Nannospalax galili (Upper Galilee mountains blind mole rat)
Lineage: Eukaryota; Metazoa; Chordata; Mammalia; Rodentia; Spalacidae
Gene: Entpd7
Product: ectonucleoside triphosphate diphosphohydrolase 7
Exons: 13
Coding region: 247-2061 (604 amino acids)
Biological process (GO): nucleoside diphosphate catabolic process
Cellular component (GO): membrane
Molecular function (GO): nucleoside diphosphate phosphatase activity
Source: RefSeq, a predicted model, not a curated record